Molecule: messenger RNA, 234 nt
Organism: Knipowitschia caucasica
Lineage: Eukaryota; Metazoa; Chordata; Actinopteri; Gobiiformes; Gobiidae
Source: the annotation of a GenBank genome assembly
AUGAGAAAUGGUCGCUCAAGUUUUGCAUCAGCAGCAAAUAAGAAGGAGGAGGAGAAGGAGGAGAAAAAUAUGGAGGAGAAGAAGCAGAAGAAGAAGGAGAAGAAUGAGAAGGAGAAGAAGGAGAAGAGGGAGAAGAAGACGAAGGAGGAGGAGGAGAAAAAGAAGGAGAAGAAGAAGAAGAGGGAGAAGAAUCCCAGAGUCGUCGUAAAUCCGCUGUGGCAGAUGCAGGCGUGA